AUGACAGCCUACAGGAACUGCGGCAGCAGGCAGGACCUGCUCGGCGCCCUGACCCUCGCCGUCGAGAAGGUCCAUCCCGCCGCCGCCCGCACCAUUGUCGACUACCUGGCCAGUCCGCUCUCCGACCGCGACCUCUCCGACCUCGUCCAGUCCCUGGGUCCCGCCCGCGACGGCGACGAUUGGUCGGAGCCCAUGCCCCUCGCUGCUCAAGCCCGCCUGCUGGACCGCAUCAAUCACGCCAAGACGCGCUACGCUACCUUCCUGCGUGCUCGCAACCAGCACGACGUCCAGAUCCAGUGGCCCUACGAGCACAGCCUGUGCACUCUUGGCCUGCUCCACAGCAGGGAGCUCGCCACUUUCUUCGAGCGCCUUUGGUCGCGCCGUUACACGCACUGCGCCGUUGGCUCCCUCGGCCCGCACUCGUACCGCUGCUUCAGCGUCGUCAUCAGCUCCGACGACUUCGCCCGCCUCUGCACUUUUGCUCAGGACAGGCGUGUUGUUGUCACAGAGAACGUGCUCCAGACCUUUGGCCCUCUCGAAGGAGCCAGCACGCCUCGCACCAUGCAGGACAUUCACCUGGAAAUGGUGACGGCUCUUCACGAUAUACACUUAAAUCGCUUUGACAUGGCUGCUUCGCCGGUUGCGCGUGGCAACGAGCCUUGGUUCCCUUUCCCCAACGCUGUACGCCAAUCCAACGAAACAGUUGCCCCACCUCGCCUUGAGAAUGUCAUGCUGGACAGGAGGCUUGACACCACCAAGGACUGGGAUCGUGGCAAGGCUGACGACGUGGUGUUGAGGAAUGCUGCUCGCGCAAGAGGAGGCGGUCACCGCACUGCGUGUCAUGGGAUCGACACGCCCUGGAGACCUGCGAUGCCUUCCCAUUGGAAAAGCCUUGACCACGAACAAGGGGUGGACUUCUUCAAUGAUGGAUUGGGCGACGGGAGUGCGCGAGGUGCUGUUCGUUGGCCUGAGCUUGCCGUCGUCAAGGAAAACCGUUAUGACAAGGCAGCCCGCAGGCCGCCGCCCAAAGGCUACGUAAUGGAGGCUUUGUCCAGCUCGGGUGAAGAUUCAGCCUCGGUUGCUGUUGCAAGUCUCUCGACUGUUAACGGCGACCUCCAGCGGAUGAAGUCGUUUGUCCAAAAGCCUUCACGGGGCGAGACCCUCCAGCCCGCUACUGCUGCACAAGACGUUGAUACAGCGCAAGCGGAAGCCCUUCCAACGCCGCCGUCACCAAAUGAGGCUGUCCCUAUGUCCGGGAAACCGCCAAGCGUUACAGGGCUGGCAACUCCUCCCGACUCGGCAUCGCCAGUCAAGCCUCGAGGCCCACCCAAACGGGUCAAUACCAGGCGAGCUCCAAAGGCAUCAGCAAAGAUCAAAGCACGCCGUCCUCAAGUUCGCCGGACCACUCCAAACAAGACAGACAGCAGCUCUACGACCACGGCCAGCUCGCGCGUUCAAUCGGUUUACUCUAUGGAGGAUCUCAAGAUGUCUGCCAAGAGCAGUUCUACUACAGUGGAUACACCAUCACCAACAAAGCUCUGGACGAGUCCGGUCGAGGGCUGCAAAAUGCUUGAAAGACGAGGGAGCUCUGGCCUGGCUACCUUCUCGCCUACAAAGCAAGCCACGACCAGCGUGCAGCACAUCGAAGUUGUUGCUCAGCUGGCUUGGUCAGUUGCUGAGGGCAUUGUAUGCCUUUCAGCACUGAGUGACGCAAAGGAAAUAGACGUCGACAAGACGCCUCCGCAGGAAUUCCGGAAGGAGAGUGUUGACUCGACGAUCGGGCCUAUACAUCGCAGCGCUGUCGAUGCUCUCAAAAACAGUAUGAGCCCGAAGUGUUCCAUGGCCAUGAGCGGAGAAUGCAACCACGGAGCCUUGGAUGGCUGGCGAUGA
Diplodia corticola is the source of this 1890-nucleotide messenger RNA. RefSeq names its product peptidoglycan-binding protein. The transcript has a single exon. The record is from RefSeq and is a predicted model, not a curated record. Bases 1 to 1890 code for a protein of 629 amino acids. NCBI's taxonomy places the organism in Eukaryota, Fungi, Ascomycota, Dothideomycetes, Botryosphaeriales, Botryosphaeriaceae.